Molecule: messenger RNA, 4387 nt
Organism: Sarcophilus harrisii (Tasmanian devil)
Lineage: Eukaryota; Metazoa; Chordata; Mammalia; Dasyuromorphia; Dasyuridae
Gene: KLHL3
Product: kelch like family member 3
Exons: 15
Coding region: 642-2405 (587 amino acids)
Biological process (GO): monoatomic ion homeostasis; renal sodium ion absorption; protein K48-linked ubiquitination
Cellular component (GO): cytosol
Molecular function (GO): protein binding
Source: RefSeq, a predicted model, not a curated record
UUUACAUGCAGCUAAAGGCCUCAUUUUCAUAUUAUUUGGCCGAAUGGGAGAAGAGACGGAUGGAGCAAGAUAUCUUUGAGUUGAGAGAGACUGCAGGAAUGACUGCAGCAAGGAAGAAAACUAUGCUUGUGCCUAGAACCUUGUUACUCCUGGACUCCUCCAUAGAACAAAUGGGUGCUCUGUGGGAGCACCGGGGAUGCCCUCUCAGUGCAGAUGCAGGAGCAGCUGGAGUGAUGGCCGCGCACAUGGUUUAGCAGGAGCCGCGGUUCCUAGGAGACCAAGUAGUGAGCCCCAGAGGGGGAGGGUAAAGGGGAGGAGGAGGAGUGGGUUGCCGCUUUUAGCAGCUGAAAGGGCUGCAGGGAGCUCUGGGUAAGACAUUUUCUUCAGCUGCUGCUGCCGCCGCGGCCACUGGCGGCUCUGCAGUGUUAGCUGCUAGGAGAGAAGCAAAGGAGAAAGGAAGGAAGGUUGGAGGAAAGAGGAUCCAAUUGCAGCCAUGCUGAAUCACUGUCCCUGAUUCUAUCCCCUUCCAACCUGGACUUCCAUUCUCAUUCUCUCUCUUCACUGGCUGCCUGGGAACCGCGGGUGAAGAGGACUUGUAAGCCGGGCUGGCAGCCGGGUUUCGUGCCGGACCGGACGCCGCAAUGGAGGGGGAAAGCAUAAAGUCAAGUUCCCAAUCCCUGGUGGAAUGUGAGGAUGAAGAGAAGGACCAGAGGACAAUUACAAUUAAUCCUGCCCACAUGGGAAAGGCAUUCAAGGUUAUGAAUGAACUACGGAGUAAGCAGCUGUUGUGUGAUGUGAUGAUUGUGGCUGAAGAUGUCGAGAUUGAAGCCCAUCGGGUAGUGCUGGCUGCCUGCAGCCCCUACUUCUGUGCAAUGUUUACAGGUGACAUGAGUGAAAGUAAAGCCAAGAAGAUUGAAAUUAAAGAUGUGGAUGGGCAGACGCUGAGUAAGCUGAUUGACUACAUAUAUACAGCUGAAAUUGAGGUGACAGAAGAAAAUGUCCAGGUGCUGCUGCCGGCAGCUAGUUUGUUACAACUAAUGGAUGUCCGGCAAAAUUGUUGUGAUUUUCUCCAGUCUCAGUUACAUCCCACCAACUGUCUUGGCAUCAGAGCUUUUGCAGAUGUGCAUACCUGCACAGAGCUCCUGCAGCAGGCCAAUACUUAUGCAGAGCAGCAUUUCCCAGAAGUGAUGUUGGGUGAAGAAUUUCUGAGCCUUAAUCUGGACCAGGUGUGUAGCUUAAUAUCCAGUGACAAGCUUACAGUUUCUUCGGAAGAAAAGGUUUUUGAAGCUGUGAUUUCCUGGAUAAAUUAUGAGAAAGAAACCCGCUUGGAACAUAUGGCUAAGCUAAUGGAACAUGUCCGUCUUCCCCUCUUACCAAGAGACUAUCUUGUCCAGACAGUUGAAGAAGAAGCUUUGAUUAAGAACAACAACACGUGUAAAGACUUCCUCAUUGAAGCUAUGAAAUACCACUUGCUGCCUUUGGAUCAGAGGCUGUUGAUAAAAAACCCAAGGACUAAGCCAAGAACUCCAGUCAGCCUGCCGAAGGUUAUGAUUGUAGUGGGAGGCCAAGCUCCCAAAGCUAUCAGAAGUGUUGAAUGUUAUGAUUUUGAGGAAGACAGAUGGGAUCAGAUUGCAGAACUUCCUUCAAGGAGAUGUAGAGCAGGAGUGGUGUUUAUGGCUGGAAGCGUUUAUGCUGUGGGGGGCUUUAAUGGCUCCCUUCGUGUUCGGACCGUUGAUGUGUAUGAUGGUGUGAAGGACCAGUGGACGUCCAUUGCCAGUAUGCAGGAGCGCCGGAGCACGCUAGGCGCAGCUGUGCUCAACGACCUUCUCUAUGCAGUGGGAGGAUUUGAUGGUAGCACAGGUCUUGCAUCAGUUGAAGCCUACAGCUACAAAACAAAUGAAUGGUUCUUUGUGGCCCCUAUGAACACAAGGAGAAGCAGUGUGGGAGUAGGUGUUGUGGAAGGAAAGCUGUAUGCUGUUGGGGGUUAUGAUGGGGCUUCCCGCCAGUGCCUCAGUACUGUGGAACAGUACAACCCAGCGACCAAUGAAUGGACAUAUGUGGCAGACAUGAGCACACGCCGCAGUGGAGCAGGGGUUGGGGUACUCAGUGGGCAGCUGUAUGCCACAGGUGGGCAUGAUGGACCCUUGGUGAGGAAGAGUGUAGAGGUUUAUGAUCCUGGGACAAAUACCUGGAAGCAAGUUGCUGAUAUGAACAUGUGUCGGCGAAAUGCAGGUGUGUGUGCAGUGAAUGGGCUCUUGUAUGUGGUGGGAGGUGAUGAUGGUUCCUGCAAUCUUGCAUCUGUGGAGUACUACAAUCCUGUCAGUGACAAGUGGACGCUGCUGCCCACAAACAUGAGCACAGGCAGAAGUUAUGCAGGUGUUGCUGUGAUUCAUAAGCCAUUAUGACAAAAAUUCACCCUGCCAAGAGGUGGAGGACAGGAGGAAAUGCUGCUUGGGUUUCAUAACACUGUGGAUCAGAACUGAUUUGUUUCAGCUUGUCACAUUGUCAUAUUCCACGGGACAAGAAAAUAUGACGAGAGCUAAGCCUCUGCUCUGGCUUGGCUGUGAGUAGUGACACAGUGUGAGAACACCUUCUCCCUUCUGCCCCACCUAUCCCAUCAAACUCAUCCUCCACCUCACCUCGUGUGCAUUUUUCUCCAUUUUGUGCAAUGAACUGUCCCUUACCCUUACCCCAUAAGUGGCCUCCAAAUAGGGGACUACUGUGUUUUUCAUAUUUCCACAAUGACACUGGAGAAAUUGUAAUUCUGUGUAAAACACCAUGCUUUAUAACAAGGUAGGUGGGUGAAAGUCUACUGAAUUUCUUUACUACUGAUAUUGCAAAUAUGCUAAAACUCAAGGGAUGGAAAAUGCCUGCUCUGGACUCACUCUAUUGGUUUAGUUGGAAGUGACCCUAAGACUCUGAAGAGAUCUUCUUCUAGAGACAGAAUCAGAUGAUCACUUGUCUCCCGAGGAAAACUGAGGAAAUGGAAAGCUUCGUUACCUUUGUCACCUGAGGACCAGGCAGAGUUCUAGUGACUGUGUAUAUAUACAUUACUUGCCUACUGUAAAUUUAUUCUAUAGAAGAACCGUGUCAUUUUGGGAGCUGGAUUGUGCUCUUUCUUUGCUAGUCACUAUGAUUAUGUUCACAAGCCACACCUCAAAAGAGCACCAAAGGCACCCUAGGAGGGGUCUUCCAUGUCUAAGAAGCCCCCAUAUCAAUGUUGGAAACUCCUAAAGCAAUGCUGCCUCAAUAUCUUGGUUUUUUUUUCCUUACUUCUUUUAAAAGGAAAACACAUAUACCUACAUCUGACAAUGCAAAUUGGCCUCUUGCCUUCUUGGGGUUUCCUAAUACCCAUAAAAAGAUCAUAGAAAAUGGUGUGACCUCAGCCACAGAGCUAGUUUUCAUGACUAUCUAAAACCAUGAAGGUGUAUUUCAUCCCCGAAUGCCUAACAUGGUGCUAUAAGGAGCCUGCUGUCUGACUGGUGCUGCUAUUCUGUAAAAUCUCCAGGCUGUGGAUUGUGACUCCAGCUGGAGUCAAAUCCAGAUCUAGAUUUACAGUGCCUCUGUAUACACAUACUAUAGCUGUAGGUCUAGACCCUAGAGGACCCCAGUUGUAGAACCUUUUCUAAUCUAUGACCAGUCACCUUCCACAGGGGCUCCCCAGCUUGGCUGACACCAAAAAUCUCAGGAGGUAGACUCUAACACUGGGUUCUCUGACAGCUUUUGGAAGUUUGUGGGGGUUCUAGGUUUUAGGGAUUGCACAUGGAUCACUUCCACCAGGAAAAGUAGCUCUUUAAAAUGGCUCUCAGGAAAGAAACUGACAGGCACCCAGUCUUUGUCCAUCGUGACUUCAGAGACAAAAGGGAGUCUCCAUUGGGUAUCAGGAGAAGAUGGGCAAUUUCAGACUAAUUAUCCUAGUCAGGUUCAGCCCUUGAAUUGUGACACUGAUGAAGUUGGUCUGAACUCCUGCAUUCCCUUUCCACAUUUCUGUGCCUCCUUUCCUCUCCUCACUCAAGCUUCCAUUGCUUCCUGAACUUCCUCUUAAAUAGAAGAGUCAGAGGUGUUAGGGUCUUUAUGAGUGAUUUUUCCUGAGGCGCUGGCACUUUAAGAGAGGUAAUGCUUAACCCCAAGGAAUAAAUCAUAAAUCACUAAUGGUUGAAUUUUAGGUAUCAAUUGGGGAGGUGCUUUUAUGUGGUCUUCUGAAUCCCUCAUAUCACAUCAAAAGAGGCAGCUGCCUACUUUAUCUACACAUAAAGCCAGCCUGAUGCCAGCAUUUGGCUUUUUUCUUGGGGAGUCUUUGGAGCCACGUGAUAUUUCAGGGCAUGAUCAAUAGGCCCAAAAGACCUGGUAUAGCCAUGGUUAUUAAAAAAAAAAAAAAAAAAAAAAA